Neospora caninum is the source of this 12126-nucleotide messenger RNA. RefSeq lists its product as hypothetical. The transcript has 7 exons. The record is from RefSeq and is a predicted model, not a curated record. The coding region runs from base 1 to 12126 and encodes 4041 amino acids. Lineage: Eukaryota; Apicomplexa; Conoidasida; Eucoccidiorida; Sarcocystidae.
AUGCAACGAGCAGCCGAAGGCGAACGCCUCGCAGCCGCUUCGCUCGUUCGCAGGAGGAGUCGGACUCCCGGUCUGCUUACAGCGACGUCUCGUCUUCGCCAUCGCAAAGGCGACACAGCCGGCGAGAAGGGAGAGAACGGAGGAGCGAGGGUAGCCCCGGGGACUCUAUCGAGGGCUCUCGAUGGGCAGAAGGUGAAGAAACGGCAUCUGACGCAGACGUGGAGCCGAGAAGCACGAGGCACCCUCUUGCGCGCGCGACCUGAGGCCGAUGAGGCAGAAGAUGCGCGCGGUCGCUGGCGCCGGACUGCGGAGCGCCGCGGGCGGUCGAGAAGGGACGAAAAAGAGGAGACGCGGCGAGGCGGAGACAGAGGGCGACAGUUGGAACGGCUGUCUUAUUCGUCUCCGGAUUCGGCGGAGAGUGGUGCAGAGCCUCACGCUGCCGCGUCUGUCUCCGUCUCCUACCAUCGGGGCCUCGGCUCCCAGCAUACCGACGGAGAGUACCGGUUACGGCGCGUGGCGAGAGAGAGAGACUGGCAACGGAGGAGAAGAGAAGACAGACGUUCCAGCUCUCCUGCUUCGCUUGACGAAACGGACGACGACCGAAGUGGAUGCCCGCAGCCGUCGAGGCAUCUGAACGCACAGUUGACUGACACGGAAAAAGAAGAACGAGAACACACGGGAGAAGAAUUCGAAAGAGAAGACGUCGAAGAAAGAGAAGACGCAAAGUUCGAGAAGUCGGGAAUGCCUGGAGGCGAAGCGCCCGUGGGCGGGCGUGAGUUCGAGGGCGUGAAAAACCACACGACGGGCGAGGCCGACUUUGGGAUUCCAGAGGGGAGGGGCCAGCUGGACCAGGCGGUCUUCUUCGAGGCAUCUGACUGGUUGGAACAAAUCGAGAAGGCGCACCACUGCGAAGACAUGAUCGUAAUUUUCCAAGCUGCGGUUCUCCAUCCGCGUCUCUCGGGGCCGAUCGUCGCCGCUCUCGCCGCUUGGGCUGUCGCCUGGCUCCUGCCGUCGCUCCUUCCUGCCGCGGCGCCCGAGGCGAAGGCGCCCAGCUGUCUGCUCGACUACGGCGCUGUGUGCGCUCUUCUCCGCCCCUCGUUCCGCUGCUCGACUCUGUUCUCUUCGCCAGACCCGCCGCGGGGAGCGAUGCGCCGAGCAGCAGAGAGAGAGGGACGCGAGAAGGGAGCGGGAGACGCAGGCCGUGCGAACGGAGGCGAGCGGGAACAAGCCGAAGCGCCGACGCAGCCGCCGGCUACAAAGACAGGGGCGGAUCGCCCGCCAGCAGGGAACGGCCGGCUGGUGAGCAUGCGCUGCAUGCUGCAGGCCUUUCUGUUCUCUCGUUCAUCCUUCGCCGUUGUCUUCCUCACCUACUUCUCCUCUUGUCUGGAAGACGACCGCCGCCUGUACUCACAGAAAGCUGCCUCCGCUUCUCUCGGGUCUUCUCUCUCUUCUCCUUCUUCUGCUCUCUCUUCUCUCGCUUCUUCUGCGUCGGGCUCUUCUCCUUUCUCGCCUGAUCCUUCUUCUUUGAGGCCUGCUGCGUCGUCUGCGACGGCCGCCCGACUUCCUUCUGUUUCUCGAGCUGGCCGUCGCAACCCAGCAAGCGCCGGACUUGCGGCGGAGCACACGGAGGAAGGCAACGAAGGCAGAAAGAGAGUCGCGGCCUUUCUCGCUUCGGCCGCGGGAGAUACCGUCUUUGCGGGGAAGAGCGGGCUGACGCCAGGCGUCUGUUCCCAAGAUUUUUUCCUCCUCUUUUCGAAGCAAGAGGAACGCGAGAAGAGGGAAGCCGCACUUAAGCUGAAGCUCGCCGAAGGCCAGUACGCGCCCUCGCUCUUUUUCGCAUUCCCUUCCGCGUCGGCCGCGCCUGCGAAGGCUGUCUCCCCUGUCUCGUCAAGGCCUUGUGGCGCAGGAGACCCGAGCGGCGGGGACGAAGCAGAGAGGACACGAACCCGCGACGACCGAGAAGCCGAGUGCGCCAAGGGGGCGAAGGCGACGGGGAAACCCCCUGACGCAAAGGCGAAGGAGGCAGAAGGAGACGGCCAUGUCACCUCGGCCACGAGCACGGAGCCCCACGCCAAAACGUUUUGCUUCUCUGUCCAGUCUGCCUCCGAAGGCUGCGCGCUUGCACCCUCUUUGACUGCACUGUCCUCGAACGGCCAGUCUCGCUUUCUGGAACGCGUGGCGGCGGAGGCCGAAGCGAGAACCGCCGCGCUCUUCCUGCGUCUUCAGCACUCGCGAGUCUUCCAGGACACGCUUUGGGACGCCCCUCUUCUUCGCGUGUAUAUCCUCAAUCUCGCGGUUGGCCUGUUGCUCGAAUGCCCGUCUUCUCUUUCUGAGGAUGCGACCCGCUGUCUCGUGCCCCACUCGGCGCCGCAUCCCGCCGCUUGUUCGCUUUCACUCUCGGGUCCUUACUCCCUCCGCCCUUCAUGCUCGGCCGCCCCUGGGCCUGCCUCGUCUCCGCCAUCUCCAUCUCUCGAGCCGCACUUUCCCUGCCUGCUCUGCCUGCAAGGCCAGUGCGGCGGGAACCGCCCGCUCUGUGUUUCCCGCAGACGCCUCCUCGGCCCCUUCUUCCUCCUCCUCGCCUCUCCGGCGCGUCUGUGGAGCUUCUACACUUCGGAGGGUUCGCCUCAGGCGGACGCGGCCUCUCUAAAGGGGGCGAAGCCACCCCCUGUUUCGAAACACGAAAACCCCGAAACGAGCGGAAGAGAGAACGAACCCCUCGCGGCCAACGCCCAGACGACAGACCCCGCGACAGACGCGCCUCCAGGCCACGGCCCGCCGCCCUAUUGGACGAGCGCCGAGUGUGGCGCUUUCCCAUCUCUCCCCGCUUUUCAUUCGCCUUCCCUGCGAGAUUUCCUCGCUAGUGUCAGCCGCUCCGCGGAGCAUGUGGCUGCGCGUGUGCGAUCGCCAGAGGCGCGAUGCCCCGCUCUUCCCGCUCUCGCUUCUCCUGCUCCUUUGGUUGCGUCUCCGUCGGCGUCUUCUCUCUCUUGCCACGAGGUCUUCGCCGACGCCGACCAGGCCGCCGGCGUGCUCGACUCGCUUCUCCUGCAUCUCGGCGUCUCCUUGCUAUGGCUCCUGUCUGUCCAAGGCUGUCUCGCGUCUCUCUCCAAAGCUCAGCAGCUUUCGCCUUCUCCCGUGUCUCCGUCUCCUUUUACCUCUUCCACCGGUCUACCGUCUGUGACUAGCGUCUCUCCUCUCUCGUCUCUUUUGUCUCUUUCGCCUUCUUCCCGCCUUCUCGCACGCGAGCUGAGGUCGGCCGCCUUCGCCCUGGUCGAGUGGAUGCGCCUCGUCGCUUGUGCCCGCCAGACAGUCUUGGCUUCUCUCCGUUUGCGGUGUUGUUCUGUUUGGAGUUCGCCCUCCGCGCUCGGCGACCCGACUUCCUUCUCGCCGCUUGCGGCUGUGGGCCUUUCCCUCCUCGGCCUCGCUGCGCCUCUCGCAGCGUCGGUGUGCGACGCGCUCAUGCCUGCCGCGGCGCCGCGUGUGUGCGCAUUUUGCUCGGCGUUUCCGGCCUCUGUAGGGCCUUGGCCAGCGACGAGUCUCCCGCCGCGUGAAGAGCGACGAGGCGACAAAACGGCCAAGGGAGAAGAGCUGGGAAAGAUGCAUGGAGCAGGCGAGACACAGGGCGGGCUCCGGGCAAGCGACGCGCACGAGCCGCUAGAAGAGAUGCGCCAAGCUGCAGAAAAGAGGGCCGGAAGAGACAGUCUGAGGAUCCUCUGGGAUCUCUUCGUGGGUCAGGGAAGUCGUCACCUGAGGGAAGGCGAGGCGAGCGACAACGGCGGCGAUGCGAGGGUUACGCAGGCUGCGCGGGCCGCCUCUCCAUCGUCUGUGCAGGCGGGUGACGGAGAGCAUUCCGCCGCUCCCGUUCCCUCUUCUUUUCCUUCCGCGGCGGGGUCUCGAGAAGUCGCUCUGCUGCACUUGGUGUUUGACGCUCUCACAGGCGGCCCGAGCGGCCUGUGCCUCACUUCGUCGUCCAGCUCUUUUUCUCACUUUUCCAAGUCGAGUCUUUUCGCGUCUUGCGCGUCGACCUCUGGCCUGUUUGAAAGGUCGGUGGCCAGAGGCUUGAUAGGCCUCGACGGGUUGGUGUCGUUGCUGUCCUCGGGAGAAAGCGGCCAAGCCGGAGGGGGACAGGGAGGAGACGCAAACCCAGAGGGCUCUCCCUUUCCCGGUCGUGGCGCGGCCGACAGCCUUUCUCUCUCUCAGCAGGCGCUUUGGCCGCGGGGCUCGGACCUUCCUCUCCGACCUCUCUCGACAGCUGCUUUCACUCCCAGAGACACCCCGAUGGCUGUCUUUCUCCACUCGCCUGCUCCUGCGAUCUACUCGAAGCUGGGGAAGCUCGAGCGGCUCCUGCGUUUCUCGUCCGACUUCACAAAGAGCGCCAACCACAUUCUUCUGCAUGCGGCGUGCCUGCGCAGGAAGGCCGAAGCACGAGGAGUGGGAACGGGAGACAGCCAGCGCGACGCAGAACGCUGCGCAGCCGCCAAGGGCCAGGCGAAGCUCGGUGGCGAAGCCAGGGAGGGGGAGGAUGGCGAGGCUGCGCGCGUCACGUCGCUGCAACUCCUGCGACUGAAAGGGUGCAUGUGUUUACCCUGUGGGGUUGACGCAGUAGGCGAUCUUUGCUGGUCGCGAUUUCCUUUCUCUUCUCGCCCGUCUUCGGUUGUUGCAGGCUCCUCGCGCUUCCUCCCCCCCCUUCCUUUCUCGACGCUGCUUUCUGGGGCUUCCUCGCUCUCGCCGGGCGCCUCUCGCCUACUCCCCUCGCCUUCCGGCGCCGUCACUGCCUCUCUGCCCCUCCUUCUCCCGCUUCCUCUCGCGCUCCACAUUUGCGCCGCCGCUGUUCUUGCCGCGCCUGGGUCGGUUUCUGUCGCUUUCGUUUGCAUCUCAACCUCGCUUUCUUCUUCGUUCGCCUCUUGGCCUGUCUUUUGUGACCCCUCCUUGUCUCUGCCGUCGACUGCUUCUUCCCCUCUGCAGUCGUCUCCCAAUUCUAUUUCUCCGUCCUGUUGCUCCUCUCCGCCCGGCUCCUCGUUCUUGUUGUGGGGAGGCGAGCAAGGCCUGGAAGUCGAGUCGGCGCCAGACGCUUGUCUGCUAACACCUUUCCUCGAAGACUCCGAGGAGAGAGCUGGGCGACGCGAAGCAGGGGUACGCACUGAACGCGCAGGCCAGCACCUACGAGAGGAAACGCGAGGGACUGGCCGAGAAACCGCUGUGUCUCCUGGCGCGGAGAGUCCCGCCCUGCAGAUUCUUCCUUCUCUCCCCUUUCUUCGGCUCUGCAUCUGGCGUAUCCUCCUUCUUCUUCAGGACCGUAGUCUUUCGCCUUCUCUCUUGUCGACUGCUGUUUCCCGAGUGUCUCCUUCCUUUUCGCCCGCGGCGCGCCCGGCUCCCGUCCCCGUUCUUGGCCCCGCGGGGAUGCAGCGUUCAGACAAGGAGCAAAACGCGAAGCACGCAGAGGUAACCCCGACUGCUCCCCCGUUGAAGUCUCUCCUGCCACGAUGUGACCAGCUCGUCUGCGCGAAUCUCUACGAUGUCCUGGCGGCCGAGGACAGCCCGUCUGGCCCCCAGAGCCGUCCGAGUGCCUCUCUGCCGGUGCGCGCUUCCUCGCCCGCUGCGUGGGUCUCCAGUCCCUCAGCUGACGUCGCUUCUCGAGCACCCGGCGUGGAGAGUCCCCUCGCCGAAGCAGCCCGCGUCGUGUUCCCGUCCGCCGCUGCCUCCGGCACCUUACUCUCUCUGCAUUCCUCAGCGCGGUGUUUCCCUUCUCUCGCUUCGGCCCCGUUGUCGCUUCCCAAGUCUCCCGUCGCUGCUGUCGCAGUGCCCGCGACGUGCUGUUUCCUCCUCUUCUCGCGCCUUCUCUGGAGAGAAAUCUGCUCCGACGACAAUCUUCUUCUCGAGGUCGGCUGCUGGCUCUGUCCCGACGGCGACGACGGGGCCUGGGACUUUUUCCUCUCCCCUGCUCUCGACGUCCCUCCACCCCCAGCCGCUCGGCAGAGGGCCUCGCCCUCUGUCUCCUCUGGACGCACCGAUUUGGAGACACUCGAGCACGGCCCUAGGCCGAGCCCCCAAGAGACCCAGGAGGCGCGAGAGCGUCCGCCAGCGGCACGAGCGGCCGUGUUGGCGUCACAGGAAAUCUACGUUUACCGCUCGGAACUCCUGCAGGCUCUCGCAGUCGCCCUCGCAUUUCCGGUGUCUCCCGCGCCUCCACGGCGCCGGGAGAGGUGGCGGCUUGCCAGCAACGCGGGGGGCGCCAGAGGGAAACGCACAUCGAGGCGGCGCCGGGGUGAAGGCCGCGAACGAACGACACAAAGCGAAUGGAGACGCGUCAGCCUCGCAGACAGUCGCGUGGAUGUGUCUGAAGAGCGAAAAAACGAGGAAGAGAUGGAGUCUACCUCGCCUGUCUCGCCGGACGGAGGAGAGAGGUUGCGCCGCACCUCGCGGGAUUUUCCAGUCUCGUGCGCAUCUCCCCGCGCACAGAGAGAUGCUGUUGGGGAGCGCGCGAGACCCGCUUAUGACGCGGAAGACCCACGAGGCAGACGACGGACACGGCCGGGCGAUUUGGGGCCGCACAGGUCUUCUCUGCCGUCGAUCGAGAAAGCUGAGUCCUCGUCGCUCGAAGAACGACAUCCGCGAGAAAGUCGCGCCGGGGUUCGAGGGAGCGGGAAAGGCCACCAGAGCCGAACGCAGCUUCGCGCGUCGCCGGGGACUGGCGCUUCUCUGGGAGCGAGAGACCCGCCACCAGCCGUGACGUCGCCCGCCUUCCUGCUGCGCCUGUGUCGCUUCACAGCUUUCCGAGUGCUGGGCGUCUUCCUCGCGAAACGUGAAAGAGAGGAGUAUGCACGGACGCUCGAAAGCGCGACGCACCGGGCGCUGUGGGAAGAAGGAAAGGCGGAAGGGGAGAAGGUGGAGGGAGAAGCGGCAGGCAGCGGAAAACGCGAAGCGACAGAGGCAGGAGAGGAAGAAAGUGAGAGAGACAGAGAGGAAGAUAGUGACGAAGAAACAGAGCACGUUGACGCCAGGGCGCAUCGGCAGCCAGAAAAGGCGCGGGGACGUGGUCUUCACUGUGGCGGCGCAGAAACGAGGAAGCCCAAGUUUGGUGGUGAGAGAGGGGACGAUUGCGCCGGAGAGAGACGGUCCGGAGGGAGCGCGUUUGGGGCCUUUUGGAAGGAGCCGCGCCCUCGCGUCUCCAGCUCGGAAGAGCGAGACAGGAGACCCGCCACCCCCAGACGCGAAAUAAGCGACGAGACAGGCGGAUCGGCCGCGGAAGAAGACCUCGAAAGCGAGGCAGACGAAAGGAACGCGCGGCGGGAUGUGCACAUGCAUGUUUUGUCUGGAAAAGCGGACAAGACAAGAAUGCGACCUUCCCGCCAUGUGCUGCCGUCUCUGUCUCGGUAUGGCGAUGCGCCAGGACGCGGCAAGGCCCCGCCGAGCCGUCCGUCUCGGGCCUGCAGAGUCUCUCUGGGUGAGCACCUGCUUCGCCUUAAUUUCUUCUCCUUGCCGCUCCCGUCGCGUCCGCUCUUCUCCGUCGACGCACACAUCCGCGGAGGCGAAUCCGAUAGCGGCCAAGUGCCGAAUCGAAGCGGACGCUACACAGUCUCGCCGUUCUGCCUUGGCCGUGAGCGCCACCUAGUGGAAUUCAUGAAGGCUUCUCCCGCCUCCGUUGCUUCGUCUCCCUCGCGGUCUCCCUACUCUUCGUUUCUCGUCUGUUCGUCGCCCAGUGCGCAUCGUCGCAACUCUUCUCACUCCCGAAGCUCCUCGCCUCGUCGUUCUUCUUCCCCUUCCCUCUCUGCCUGUGUAUCCGCUUCAGUCUCUUCUACCUCUUUCGCCUCUGUAGACCCUAGAUCCCCGUUUCCCGCUGUGCAUUCUUCCGCCUCUUCUCCACGGGGCGUUGGCCAGGUGUGCAGGAGACAGGUGGAACCCCGCGACGCCCCGCCGGGGCCUGUUGGCGACCCGUCCCCUUCGUCGCCUGCGUCUCCGUGGCCCGCGCAGGAGAUCCAGGCGCAUGGCCUGGAGUCGUGUCUUUCUCUACUCGACGCGCUUCGGAACGUGGGCGCAGCUCUCGCCUCUUUCGGGGCGCAGAGCCGCGUCGGUGCGCGGCGGCCGAGGGACUGCUGGCAGCCUUCCUUUGCAAGCACAAUCGACCGACUGCUCGAGCAGCUGCUUUUUCUUCUUCUCCCGGGAAACGCGAACCGCGUCGCCUUGGCCAGUGGUCCUGCGGGUCGCCGUUGCCCCUUUUCUCGCGCAUCUGAUUGGGGCGAAGACGCAGGGGACGGCAGCGCAGCCUCCGGUGAGGACGAGCGUGCAUGGCGAAGCGCGAGAAGGCGGGGAGACUCGCAGACGGAGGAGCGCAGGACGGGCGAGAGGAAGAUGGCGCGGCCUGCGAAUGAGAGAGAGCGGAGCGGGCGCAGGCCCACCGAGGACGCGGCGUUCUGGGGCCGAAAAGGCGGAAGUCACAGACAAAGUGAUCGACAGGACUCGUCGGAUACCUAUGACGGCGACGAAAAAGACGACAACUGGACUGUGACGGAUGGAGAGAGACGCCUCGUGAGAGGCAAAUCGGAAGCGACGCAUCGUGUGGGUGGGUCUCCGUCCCGUUGUGUCGCCGCUUCGAAUGCCGCGCAGAGGCUCCUGUAUGACGAUGUAUCUGCGCCGGAGGAGUCCGAAGCAGGCGAUGGGUCGUCCCGGUCGGCGUCGCCUCAGUCUGCAAAUAGAGAGACGUAUUUGCGACGGCAGCCAGCCUUCUCGUCUUCGGGGCCUCCGCUGCCCAGUAACGCUGUACUGCGUCUAAGUCGAGUCACGAAUCCGCUCUUCUCCCCGCUCGUUCUUCACCUUCUGGUGCGCCUGCUUGCCUCGACGUCUGCGCGCGGUCUCCCUGUCUUCUUCUCUCGCCUGGCCGCGCGGCUGGCCCUGUGGCCCUCACCCCAGCUUCUCGGGAGUCUCCUGGAAGAGAGACAAAAGGAGCGGAGGAGAUCGCGACACCGCCAGGAAGGCGGGCAGUCAGAGGCCGAAGGGGCGGAAGCGAGCAAGGCAAGGGAGGACGCAGAAGAGGAGCGAGAAAGAGAAGUUCUCCUUCUGCCUGCGCGAAUGGCUGUUGCCCUCUGUCGCCGGUGCCUCACCGCCUGUGAAGAAGAAGGCCGGCGCUUUCUUCCUUAUGUGUGUGACAGGCAGAGCGACGCAGACAAGCUGGAGAGGAGAGAAACGGCGAGAAAGCGCGCGGGGGAAAGCAAAGAGAACAUUCAUUCCCCAGAAAGCGAGAACGACCUGCAAACGCAGACACUCAACGUCAUCGUGCCUUCCUCUUCGUCCCCUUCUGCAUCGCCGUUUCCUGCCGUCUCUUCCGCGGCUGCCGCUGGAGGUUCCGCUCGCCCCUUUGUGGGGCAAGGCGUGUGCAUUGUGUCGUGGGAAGAGAAGGAAGAACAUGAAGCUGAGAAAUCCCUUUCGCUUCUCACGGACCUCCUCUCGGGUCUUCGCCUGGCUCUCUGGGCGGCGCUGGAGUGCUGGAAAGAAACGACGCUUCACUUCUUUCCCCUGCUCUUCCUACGAGCUCCCGCUGUGGCGAUCCCGGCGGAGUCUCUCCCCGCGUCGCCUGCGCGCUAUGCCUUUGCCUCUUCUCAUCCCGUUCCCGCACCCCUCCAUCCUGAAGGCUGUCCGGGUCCUCUCCACUACGGCGCGACACACUCGGCUUCGCUGACGUUUCCUGUCUCCGCUCCACGACUCGCCAAUUCUGCUUUUGCGCAUUGGCCGUCUCCCUCGCCAGGCGCCCCACAUCGCUCAGUCGCCGGUUCAAAGCCCCGUUGGGAUCUCAGUGACGCGCCCGAAGGCCGGUGGGAGUCUCCGCCGCAGGGUGGGCGCGAGCCUCAGGGCGGGAACGGGGAACGCGGAGCGGCACGCGAGAGCAGUGCACGAGACACAGAACGCGCCGAAGGCCGCGGCGCCCUCCAGACCGCCAUCGAACUCCACGAGAUCUUCGCCGCGCUUCGGCUGACUCUACAGAAUCUCUCCUGUGCCGGUGCGCGCUUCUGUCUCGCUAGGCAGACACAUGCAGAGCCCGACUCAGGGCUGAGUGAACGUUGGGAUUUCAGCAAAAGACAGGCCCUAUGGAAAGGAGAGGUUGAAGUGGAAAUGGGUCGCGGAGAACAGGAGGAAGGGAGUCGGGGGGCGAACUCUGAAAGGGACGGGGACAAAGAAACGGUGGACGCCGUAGGUGAGUGUCCACUUGAUUCGUAUGAUGAAAACACGUAUUCGGUCUCUCGUGGAGGCCGUGAAGCAGACAGGCGCUUCGCGCCGAAAGAAGUGGAGAGAGGAGGGAAGGGGGAAAUGGCGUCUUCUCCUCCUCACGACCAUCCGCGGGAUUCUUCGCUUUCCUCUGAACAGGAUGGACGAGGCCCUCAACACGUGGGGGAGUGGGGUCGCGAAGCGAGGAAACCUCAGAUGCUGAAUGUCGGGAAGGUUGCCCAAGAUAUCCGAAGGCAAAAAAAGCGCUUGGCCCUUCUUCGGACCACUGACGAGUUUGUCCGAAACUGUGUGCAGACAGCCGCGUUUCUGGACCACAUCUCGCGCGCGGACCUGGUGCCUCUCGUUUCCCGGUUCGCGGUUCCUCACCCUGAUUCGUGGCCUUGGCACGAGCCAGCAAGCGAAGAUGGUGCCGUUGCACCAGAGGAGAGCGCGGACGGAAACGACGACGCAAGGGGUGGAAGAGACGGCUCAGACGCUGUGCGCGAAAAGGCAAAAGGGACCGCAGGCCUCGAGGGAACCGGUGCGGCCUUCGGAGAGGGCAAGGGGAUCCAAGACUCAGGAGAGCGAGGGGAACGGAUGGGCGCAGCGGAGACGCACGCGGACAUGGAGGAGGACGUGAGGGGUGCUCAGUUUGCCGCGCGAGAUGAACAGUGCACGGACGCCGACGAGGGCUCGAUCUGCACGCACGCAAGAGCCGAAAGUGAUCUUGGGGGAGGCCCGCAACCUUCCUCCGUUCCCCUUUGUGUCCACCCCACCUCUUCUUUGAGCAGUAGUCAGGUUCUAUCUUCCACGUUUCAGCAUCCGCGUACGGGGAGUGCCGGUAUCGGGUGGGAGGUGGAGAGUCACGGAGACGCGUUGACUCGUACGUGUUUCUCAGCUCCUGUGAACGAGGCGCCAAGCGACGGACACACGCGCCCUUCGUCCUGGUCCGCCGGUGCACUUUCGCGUUCUCUCCUCUCGCGCAUAAGUCUCGAGGCCAGGCAACUCAGCCACCUCCGCAGCCUGCUUGCUCAGGCCUCCCAAAAAGACCUGUCUGGAGAGGACACCGCGGAGCCCGACGGCGCGAGCUCCGAGGCAGGCGAGCGUCGCGCAGGCGACUUUAGAUCGAGUGUCUCUGACGCUCCUUUCAUCGCCUGCACGGCCGUCGUGUCUCAGCAUCAGCGUCAGCAGGAGCGGGGAGGUGACGGGGACAGACGGCGUUUCCUCGAUUUCUCGGAAGGGCGAAAACUCGAGGCGUUGAAGCCGCCGAGUGUAGCGUCAACCGACCGGGGGAGCCCGCCCAGCUCGCGUGGAGCCUUCCUCGAGAAGGAGGGCUCGCAUAUGCCCGCCCAUAUGCCUGAGGUCAGAGAGAAAAAGGAAGGCGAGCCUGGCUGCCGGUCUUCCUCACACUCUUCGUUCGAUCUUUAUGAGAGGAGGGAGAGGAGGCGAUCACGCGACGAAGCCGAGGGAGACAAGGACGAAGAACGUGCGAGGAAGGAAGAGGAAGAAUUCGCGCAUUUAAUGAGUGAACUCAUUGACCCAAACUUCCCAGACCCUAUGAGCGUGGUUGAUGAGGCGCAUCCCUGGCCGUCGCGGCUAUCCGAGACAGACGGCGAAAUGAGCGGAAAGACGAAGGCCCAUUACUCGCCUGCUGACGCCUCCCGCGCAUGCGCCGCGCUGAGGACCCGCAUGGCUCUCAACGGGAACAAACGGAAGAAGCCGAGCUGCAGCGAGGACGCAGGCGCAGAGACGGCGAGAGGCCAGCAGCCGUUUUUCGCUCCAAGUGAACGCGCUGGAGAGUGCGAAGAGAGGCAGCGCGGCCGAACUCUUCUUCGCCCGCGGAAAAUCCGCCCUGUCUGGUUUUCCUUCAUCAACUCGCUCUUCAAUCCUGGCUCAGUUGCGCCGAACUUCAGGCGGGACGAAGCGAAGUGA